This is a messenger RNA of Scophthalmus maximus (turbot), 1972 nucleotides long. RefSeq names its product serpin peptidase inhibitor, clade H (heat shock protein 47), member 1b (gene serpinh1b). Gene Ontology annotation, molecular function: serine-type endopeptidase inhibitor activity. NCBI's taxonomy places the organism in Eukaryota, Metazoa, Chordata, Actinopteri, Pleuronectiformes, Scophthalmidae. The record is from RefSeq and is a predicted model, not a curated record. The transcript has 8 exons. Bases 35 to 1381 code for a protein of 448 amino acids. Gene Ontology annotation, biological process: collagen fibril organization; negative regulation of endopeptidase activity. Gene Ontology annotation, cellular component: endoplasmic reticulum.
GCACAGGAUAUAAAGAGCAGGCGAGAGGGGUCACAUGAACACACUCAGCACCAGGACACAGCUCAACAGAGGGAAAACCCCCCAGUGGAUCUAUCGCCAGAAUGAAAAUCGCAGACAUCAAAAGAUCUCAAGGCUGCUACAGCUGCGUCGGGAGACGGACAGGAUGCGGGCGACCCACGUCGCGGCUCUUUGCCUGCUGGCCCUCGUGGCCUCUGCGGAGGACAGGAAGCUGAGCAGCCACGCCAUCGCGCUGGCCGACAACAGCGCCAACCUGGCCUUCAGCCUCUACCACAACAUGGCCAAGGCCAAGGAGACGGAGAACAUCCUCAUCUCCCCCGUCGUGGUGGCCUCCUCCCUGGGGAUGGUGGCGCUCGGCGGGAAGGCCUCCACCGCCUCCCAGGUCAAGGCCGUCCUGAGCGCGGACAGACUGCAGGACGAGCAUCUGCACGCGGGACUGUCUGAGCUGCUCUCCGAGGUGAGCGACGCCAAGACGCGCAACACCACCUGGAAGAUCAGCAGCCGCCUCUACGGCCCGAGCUCCGUCUCCUUCGCCGACGACUUUGUGAAGAGCAGCAAGCGGCACUACAACUACGACCACUCCAAGGUGAACAUCCGGGACAAGCGGAGCGCGGUGAACGCCAUCAACGAGUGGGCGGCCAAGUCGACGGGCGGCAAGCUGCCCGAGGUCACCAAGGACGUGCAGAACGCGGACGGCGCCACCAUCGUCAACGCCAUGUUCUUCAAGCCUCACUGGGAGGAGAAGUUUCACGAGAAAAUGGUGGACAGCCGCGCUUUCCUGGUCACGCGCUCGUUCACCGUGGCGGUUCCCAUGAUGCAUCGGACGGGUCUGUACGACUUCUACGAGGACAAGGAGAACCGCAUCUUCGUGCUGAGCAUGCCCCUGGGCCAGAAGCAGGCGUCCAUGGUCCUCAUCAUGCCCUACCACCUGGAGUCCCUGGAGCGCCUGGAGAAGCUCCUGACCCGGAAGCAGGUGGACACUUGGCUCGCCAGGGCGGAGAACAGAGCCGUGGCCAUCUCCCUUCCCAAGAUCUCGCUGGAGGUCAGCCACAAUCUGCAGAAACAACUGGCCGAGCUCGGCCUGACCGAGGCCGUGGACAAGGCCAAGGCCGACCUGUCCAACAUCUCGGGCAAGAAGGACCUCUACCUCUCCAACGUGUUCCACGCGUCCGCCCUGGAGCUGGACGUGGAGGGCAACCCGUACGACACGUCCAUCUUCGGCACGGAGAGGCUGAGGAACCCGCAGCUGUUCUACGUGGACCACCCCUUCGUCUUCCUGGUGAAGGACAACCGCACCAACUCCGUCCUCUACAUCGGCCGGGUGGUGAAGCCCAAGGGAGACAAGAUGCGCGACGAGCUAUAAUGUUGAUGUCUGCGUCGGCUUAGCGUUGUGAAAUUACGUCAGGAUUCUUGUGUUUGUGUGUGUGUGUGUGGGGUUUUUUUUUUUGUGUGUGUGUGUGUUGGGGCUGUUACCUCAUGAGCACAUUCCAAUAGACAAUCUGUGGACUGAAUAUCCGAGCUUGACUGUUUUUCAUCAAACCUUCCCAGGGAACGAUGGCGUCAUUCUGCCCGUAAACAAACAGCUGUUGGCAUCGCAGACAGCAUGCUUAUAUUAAGUAUGAUCUCUUUUUUCUUCACGCAUCCCACUUUUUUCUUCGCCAGUGUCGCCCCGGGGGGGCUGUUUAAAGAAGAUAAAAAGAUCUUUGCGCGCGCGCUUGUUUCGUUGCGCCCCACUCACUCCCCCUCCCUUCACUUCGCCCUCCUAGUCUGCUCUGCACUGAAGGUGGCGAAUAGUCUGACGCCUCUUUAUUAUUUAUGGUCGCCCCGCCAGACGCACACUGCGCCAUUUUGUUUCGUCUCGAGGCGUUCAUUUUCCACAGAGCAGCUGUUGGAGUUGUGGGAUUAUGAAAUACUGUGUUGUUUUUUCAAUAAAAAAAAAAGAAAGAAAGAAAAA